AUGAGUGAUGUGUGUGUGAAACGGGAUGUUCGGCCUGGUUCUGGUCGGGUCCGGGUGGCUGUGAUUGAUGAAUCAACUCCAUUUAACCCAGCUCCUGUCAGGAAAAUCCAAGGGGAGACCGAAACUACAAUGGAGCUCUAUCUGUCUCAGGAAAGACUGGAGCUGCUCUGCGGAACAAAACAGCUGUCUCAGGUAACCUCACUAGAAAUCUGCGUGCAAUCUCCAGAAUACAGCCUUGGGAACUUUGGUUCUUACUUGCCCAAUCUGGUGCUGCUCAAAAUGAACAACAGUGUGCUCAUAUCUGUAAGAGACCUGGGAACCACCCUAUCCCAUCUACAGAUUCUAUGGAUGUCUUGCUGCUGCCUACAAGAUUUGGAUGGUAUUUCGUCUCUCUCAUCUCUUAGGGAAUUAUACUUGGCCUUUAACAAAGUGUCGGAUUUGAGUCAGGUUGGCAUGCUCGACAACCUAGAGGUGCUAGAUCUGGAAGGUAAUGAAGUGGAUGACCUUGUCCAGGUUCAAUAUCUCAGUUUAUGUGGCAAACUUCAGAGUCUCACCUUGGAAGGGAACCCUGUGUGUCUGCAGCCAAACCCCACUAUCACACAAGUAGACUAUAAUUAUUGGGAUGCAGUGAGGGAGCUGGUUCCACAGCUACGUUACCUUGACAAUGCAAGAGUGGAGGAUGGCAGGUUGGGUUCGAGCAGCACCCUGUGGGAAGACUGGGCUAUUCUCCGAAACUGUCUCAGGAAUUCCUCUCCAGCAGUGACUGAAGACCCAGCUGAAGCAAAUGGUGCAUACAGCCGGCCGACUACAGCCAGGCGCGCUUCCUCCACUUCUCAGCACCUCUCAUCAGCAAGCACAACUGGUUCCAGACCUACAUCAGCAACUUCAUCUGGGUUUCUUUCCUUCCCAGUCUCCACACCUUGCUCUGUGGAUUCAGACUUUAGUGAAGUCGAAGAAGACAGCAGCACCCUGACACAUGGAGCUGGCAAGAUUCUGUUUUGUGGAAACCCUGCAAAGGCAAUACGGGCAAGACGUGAAAAGUUGAGGACAGCACCUUCCAUGCCAACCUUUACCCCCCGUGACUUGUCCAUAUAUGUACCAGAACACAUGUAUGACCCUCAAGACAUAGAAGGCAAAGACAGUGGUGAUGUGCUUGCUGAACUUAGAGCUUGGAGGGAGACGCAUGACAGGCGUCUCCAAGAAAUACAAAGCGAUAGACUACCGCAGAUACUUGUUGUUCAGCAUUGCAACGAGAACGAGGAGGCUGAUGAUGACGAUGAAGGAGAAGGAUUUGAUAACUCGAGCAGUGACAGUUGUAAUGAAGAACGUAGUGAGACGAGCCUAGACACAAGCUCCUCUAAUUCAUCUGGCAAGUCUAUUUGCACAGACAAUCUUAACUCUGUGUCAACAGAUGCAGAUAACCUUUACUGUGACAACACACAUUUGCCUUGUCCUCCUCUGAAUUCCAAAUCAGGAUGUAGUAGGAAAAAGGCAAUAGGAAUCCGUACGCAAAGAAUUCAAAUCAAUCUGGCCAAUUCAGAACAGAAUCAUCACUUCUGCAGUGCAGAGCACAAAGUUGGGCCUGCCACAAGUACUGCACAGUCAAGCCUGUCAUUCAAGCAGCAGACAGGGAUAAAAAAGCUUGUUCCCACAUCACCUACAAGCAUUACCCAAUCAUAUGAAUUUCCUAGCCUGCAAGAAGGAUACAAGGAAUCACGUGUAGAGACGGAUGUGUACAGCCUGGCAACAAAAGUGAACUGUCAAAGCUCCUGGUCAGAGCGGCGGCUUCAAGUUCUUUCAGAGUGA
Molecule: messenger RNA, 1806 nt
Organism: Nerophis lumbriciformis (worm pipefish)
Lineage: Eukaryota; Metazoa; Chordata; Actinopteri; Syngnathiformes; Syngnathidae
Source: RefSeq, a predicted model, not a curated record